Gallus gallus (chicken) is the source of this 1080-nucleotide messenger RNA. RefSeq lists its product as uncharacterized. Bases 1 to 981 code for a protein of 326 amino acids. Lineage: Eukaryota; Metazoa; Chordata; Aves; Galliformes; Phasianidae. The record is from RefSeq and is a predicted model, not a curated record. The transcript has 7 exons. Gene Ontology annotation, cellular component: cytoplasm.
AUGGUGUUGGGGAGCUUUGCCGCACGGCCCCGCUGGGAAGGGCAGCUGGAUGAGCAGGGGAAACUGGAGCAGUGGGAAGCUGACCACGAGUUCUCCCUCACCUGGACCACCAACACCACGGUCAUUUUGCUGCGCUUUGAGAAGUACUUCCACUCUUCAGAGAAGACCGAUCUCAUCCUCCUGGCGCUGCAGGGCAUGAGGGACUGCAGCAACUACAACACCCAGGUGGCUUCCACCUUGAUGGCCGUCCUGACGGUUGACUUCAACCCUAUGCCCAAUGAUGUGCAGCGCAUCGUGACGGCCAUCCACAGGAGCAGGAAGCUGAUCACAGAGGAGCAGGCACUGAGGACCAUCCACGGCACCUUCCCCUCACUGGCUGCCGCCAACCCUCGCGCGAUGACACUCAGCCUGCUGCGCUGCUCCCCCACCUGUGACAAGGACAUAUGGGAGCUGUGGGAGUUGGCGCUGUCCUCGGUGGAUGUGGUGCCAAAGAUGGUGCAGGCGCUGCUGCGUCAGCUGGAGACCGUGCCGCUGGGCCAGAAGACCGAGGUCGGCGUCCUUCACCUGGCCGCGGCCACAGCACUGCAUAAGCUCCUGCAGUACCUGGAGUACGGCCCACAGGUGCGACUGGUUUUCCCGGAGCUCUUUGUGGCGCUCAUCAUCCAGCUGGUGUCCGCCGGGCCGCUAGCUCCGCUGGAGAUCAUCGCCAUCACGGAGGACCCAUUCCGCCCAUCUGCGCCCACCUCUGCCAUCAGGAUGGUGGUGGAGACGGCCCGCAGUUUGCUGCUCUGCGCUGAUAUGGACAACCUGGCAUUCUCCAUGGAGACCCACGACCUGUGGGCGCGGUUGCUGGGCGCUUCCACGUGGCAAAACGGCCUGCACUCCCUUGCCAAGUACGGCCCCAACCCCUUCCAUGCUCUGCCCCAUGCUGCCCCACACACUGCCCUACACGGUGCCCCAAGUGCAGCGCUCCUGAAAUAAGUAGGGAACAAGAUGGGGAGUGCUCAGGAGGUGCUGAGGCACGGUGGGCAGAUGGAAGAGCACACUGUGGGGCAGCAUGGGCUGUUCCGGUCCCUCUAC